This is a messenger RNA of Protopolystoma xenopodis, 741 nucleotides long. The record is from the annotation of a GenBank genome assembly. NCBI's taxonomy places the organism in Eukaryota, Metazoa, Platyhelminthes, Monogenea, Polystomatidea, Polystomatidae.
CCUGUUGGGAUCGCCACUGGCGCCACAUCGAGCCACUCGACCAGCCAGAUGUACAAUCCUGAUCCGAUCUGCCCAUAUCCCUCUCCUAUGCUGCACGACGACCUAGCCACCCAACGCAGUGCCUCUUUUCAGCCUCUCACACUAAACAGUGGCGUCAGUUAUAAUGAAAGAAGCAUUAGCGGUAACACCAGCAGUAAUACCAGCAGCUUAAGUGCCGUAUACCAAUCGCGUGUUGGUGUAUCUUCUUCUCCCUUAGUUGUCCAGGCCUCCUACAUCCCUCAGUCUAAUUUUCUCACUACAAACUCCUCCGAGUCUCAUUUGGUUUCCACCUCACCUAUUCCUUCAGCUGUUAUUGUCACUAACCUGAUUACCUCGCCUGGCCACUUUCAAACUCCAAUCAAUUCAUUUGCUUCCACCUCUGGCAGCACAACUAAGACAGUUGUUACCACUGGUCAGCCUUCUGCCACUAAAUUAGCGGCAACUAUUGCCCCAACGACUGGUGUCCAUAUCAAUCAGACUAACCUGGGUCAUCCGCUUGCCUUAGUCUCUGGGCCCCUGACAACUCUGGAGGAUGGCAGUAAUCUCAGACAGGCUGGGCAUCGCACAUCCCCUCUUACCUCUUUUUCGGUCUCUCCAUCCAUCAUCGCUAUUGCCAGUGGAAGCUUGUCCAAUUCGACUCCAUUUACUUCGGGAGUUGUCGACCGGCAGAAUCCCACUUCAUCUAUUCCAAUGAAUUCAUGA